CCUGAACAGAUAUUCGAUGAGUAAGACGUCGAGAAGCUUCCACGACUCGCAAAAUAAUUUUUUAGGGCUCGCUUGGCCGCCGCCAUUUCAAUCAUCUUUUUGGUUAUCGUCGGAAGGUCGGAAAGAGUCGGAAAGAGUAGCUAGCUAUUCGUCGAACAUGUCCGACGACGGCGUAGUCAUGGUCUACGGCAACGGCGCUGCCCUCGAACCCAAGAAGUCCUCCACCUUCUCUGUCAAGGUGGGGCUAGCGCAGAUGCUGCGCGGCGGCGUCAUCAUGGACGUCGUCACCCCCGACCAGGCCCGCAUCGCCGAGGAGGCUGGAGCCUGCGCCGUCAUGGCACUGGAGCGCGUCCCCGCCGACAUCCGCUCCCAGGGCGGCGUCGCCCGUAUGUCCGACCCCGGCCUCAUCAAGGAGAUCAAGCGCGCCGUCACCAUCCCUGUCAUGGCCAAGGCACGCAUCGGACACUUUGUCGAGGCACAGAUCCUGGAAGCCAUCGGCGUCGACUAUGUGGACGAGAGCGAGGUGCUGACCCCUGCCGAUGACCAGAACCACAUCAACAAGCACAACUUCCGCGUGCCCUUCGUGUGUGGCUGCCGCGACCUCGGCGAGGCCCUCCGCCGCAUCCGCGAGGGCGCCGCCAUGAUACGCACCAAGGGCGAGGCUGGCACCGGCAACAUCAUCGAGGCCGUUCGCCACGUCCGUUCCGUCAUGGGCGACAUUCGCGCCCUGCGCAACAUGGACGACGACGAGGUCUUCACCUUCGCCAAGCGCAUCGCCGCCCCUUACGACCUUGUCAUGCAGACCAAACAGCUGGGGAGGCUCCCCGUCGUCCACUUCGCUGCCGGCGGAGUGGCCACCCCGGCCGACGCCGCCCUUAUGAUGCAGCUCGGAUGUGACGGCGUGUUCGUUGGCUCUGGCAUCUUCAAGAGUGGCGAUCCAGCGCAAAGGGCGAGAGCCAUCGUGCAGGCGGUAACCCAUUACAGCGACCCAGAGAUCCUUGCGGAAGUGAGCUCCGGCCUUGGGGAGGCCAUGGUGGGGAUUAAUCUCAGCGACGCCAAGGUCGAGAGAUUUGCAAGCCGGUCGGAGUAGAAGGCAAGCUUCAAAAAUCGCUCUUUUACCCUGCUUUCGUAGAUGGAUCGUUUCUUUACUGAACCAACAUAGUUUCUUUUAAAUUGCCUGCCUUCUUGCCUAGCCCCCUGUAUGCCUUAUGUUCUAGAGGAUCUAUCUAUCUGAUUCCUAUCUGGCGAAUAAUUAGGCUCAAAUGUCUACAUCUCUUAUCAGAACUCCAUGAUCAAGUGAAUGCCUAUGCUUGUUUUACAAAGAUGUUUGCUUUAUCUAACAACUCUUUCACUGGAUAAAUAAUGAGUGUUUAUUGGCUUUUGCAUGCA
This is a messenger RNA of Zingiber officinale, 1389 nucleotides long. RefSeq names its product probable pyridoxal 5'-phosphate synthase subunit PDX1. Bases 17 to 1090 code for a protein of 357 amino acids. Gene Ontology annotation, biological process: pyridoxine biosynthetic process; pyridoxal 5'-phosphate biosynthetic process; amino acid metabolic process. NCBI's taxonomy places the organism in Eukaryota, Viridiplantae, Streptophyta, Magnoliopsida, Zingiberales, Zingiberaceae. The transcript has a single exon. Gene Ontology annotation, molecular function: amine-lyase activity. The record is from RefSeq and is a predicted model, not a curated record.